AUGUCGACUCUCACCCGCGCCUUUACCAAGCGCAACAAGCGGCCGGAGGUGUCGGCGCCCAUGCCGUAUCGCGGCGAAGGCCAUGUGCGAUUUAACUCGGGCUCCAUCAAACGAAGCAACAUCUCGGGCCCGGUGCAGCUGAUAUCAACCACCAACAUGCUCGCCUACAACGCACCCGACAUUCACUCCUCCAACUCCUCCUCCGCCUCAUCAUUGCGUUCGGGGGACGAUUUUGAUGCGAUCUCUCCGCAUAGUUAUUCGUCCUCCAUCACCACCCCGGAUGUGUCGCCCCACGAGUCACACCCCGUGGAUGCGAACCCUGCGUCGUACUUCCCCAAGCGGUCGGUAACCAUGACUAGCCACCCGCGCUCUUCCACCACCUCCUCGUCAUCCAACGAGGCCCCGAUGGUCCCCCAGCGGGCGCUGUCGCACACCAAGCGAUCGCAUCAAGAGCUGGCCCGGAAGCGCUCCCAGCACCGGAUGUCGCCACCUCCAUUGGCAGCUCCGCGCAGCAAUCCUAUCAUUCGUGCCUCUCAGGACGUUUUCCUCCCCGAGACACAUCCGUUUAGCAAGGAGCUGGAGCAGGUCAAUGAGGUGGCGGAAGAGUUCGGUGCCACACACAUGAUGGACGAAGAAGAGAUGGUACUGGUUCGCAAGGGAUUGAAGAAGUUCACUGUUGACGAUUACCUCACCGAAAUUGAGGAUCUCUAUGGAAGCAUCUUUGACGACAGACUAGGACCUAUCAGCAUGGGCCCCUGGCUGUGA
This is a messenger RNA of Penicillium subrubescens, 765 nucleotides long. RefSeq lists its product as uncharacterized. Lineage: Eukaryota; Fungi; Ascomycota; Eurotiomycetes; Eurotiales; Aspergillaceae. The record is from RefSeq and is a predicted model, not a curated record. Bases 1 to 765 code for a protein of 254 amino acids. The transcript has a single exon.